GCUGCAUCUUUGUCGUGUGGUGCUUUUGUUUUGUUUUGUUUUUUGGGGGGGGUUCUGAAAAUUCUGUAUUCCUGGGGAAAACACUUCCAACCCGUUUCCUCCUCCAGCCCUCGCGGGGAGAGAGGGCAGCGUGCUGUGGAACAGAACUCUUCUGAGAGCUAAAGUGGGGGAGGGGAUUUCUGCAACCCAAAGAAAGCGAGGCCACUAUGCAGGUUUCUUUUGUAUGCUCAGAGCACAGCAUAAAGAGCCGGAGUGCAGACGAUCGACUGAACAGACAAAAUGCCAGCAGUCCCAGCCUUGGCACGCGGAGCAAAUUCCGAGCAGUCGCCAUGGUUGCCCGGAGUCUGGGGCAGCUGUCUGUGCAAAAUGCCCCAUCCUCAAGUGACUCCAGCGUGAAACAGCCCGGAAUGAAAUAUAGAAAUCUUGGGAAAUCGGGGUUGCGAGUGUCCUGCCUUGGCUUAGGAACAUGGGUGACGUUUGGAGGGCAGAUUACAGACGAGAUGGCAGAACAGCUGAUGACUUUAGCAUAUGACAAUGGCAUUAACCUGUUUGACACAGCAGAAGUCUAUGCUGCUGGGAAGGCUGAAGUUGUGUUGGGAAAUAUUAUUAAGAAGAAGGGUUGGAGGCGCUCUAGCCUGGUCAUCACAACCAAAAUCUUCUGGGGAGGAAAAGCAGAGACUGAGAGGGGACUCUCCAGAAAACACAUCCUAGAAGGUCUGAAGGCUUCCUUAGAACGGCUGCAGUUAGAGUACGUGGAUGUCGUGUUUGCUAACAGACCAGAUCCCAACACACCCAUGGAAGAGACGGUGAGAGCAAUGACCCAUGUUAUCAACCAGGGAAUGGCCAUGUACUGGGGAACGUCGCGCUGGAGCUCCAUGGAGAUCAUGGAAGCUUACUCAGUGGCACGGCAGUUUAACCUAAUCCCGCCGAUUUGUGAGCAAGCCGAGUACCACAUGUUCCAGAGGGAGAAGGUGGAGGUGCAACUCCCUGAGCUCUUUCACAAGAUCGGGGUUGGCGCCAUGACCUGGUCCCCGCUGGCCUGUGGAAUUGUUUCUGGAAAAUAUGAUGGUGGAAUCCCCCCUUACUCUAGAGCAUCACUGAAGGGAUACCAGUGGCUAAAAGACAAGAUCCUGAGCGAAGAGGGAAGGAGACAGCAAGCAAAGCUGAAGGAGCUGCAAGCCAUUGCCGAGCGCCUGGGAUGCACCCUGCCACAGCUCGCCAUCGCCUGGUGCCUGAGGAACGAAGGAGUCAGCUCCGUUUUGCUAGGCGCUUCCAAUGCAGACCAGUUAAUGGAGAAUAUCGGAGCAAUACAGGUUCUUCCAAAAUUGUCCUCUUCCAUUAUACACGAGAUUGAUAGUAUUUUGGGCAAUAAACCAUACAGCAAAAAGGACUACAGAUCCUAACUGUGCCUACUGUCCCCCUGGACUCACUCUCAACUCCUAGCCUUCUGUUUGCUUGCUUAAGCUUUACUGAAGCCAAGUGAAGAGUGUGAUUGGCAUCAAAAGAAUACAACAUGGCAAGAUGUGUUAGAGAAAUUGUUUAAAAUGUUGCUGCAAGAUGACAUAUGCUUAUUAUGUAACAUUUAUUUUGAAUGCAAGAAGAGUCACCGAUUGGGAAGGGUAUGCCAGAGCUGUGAUUUUACCCUAGAUGAUUGGCCUCUGUGCUUCCUUUUUUAAAAGAAGAAACUACUUUUUUCACAAACACACACAGAAUAUCAUUGCUUUUUGUUAAUUCCAGCUCCUAUCCAAUGUGCUUGAAUAUUCAGAUCUGACACAUGCACCAUUUAACUGGAAGAAUUAUAGUCUCUGUUCCAAAAGCAAUGCUGGCUUUACAUGCUCUGGCUAAUGUGAGUGUGGAGGACUGUCUGUGGUAACCAUCUAGGCAUGUUAGAAACAGCUGUUGCAAGAGUGCUGCUUGCAUCUCCUAACUGGUUCUGUUCUUCAGUUCGCUCUGUAUAUAUUUCUGUUGGAGAAGAUUGUAUUUUUUGAAGUAUUCAAAGUGAAUCAGCCAAGUUGUUGGCAAGCAGGUGUAAGAGUUCAUGCUCCACGAUUCGGUAGCCUCCCCAAGGCCCGCACUAGGACUGGGGAGGGUUUGUCACGGUGCUUUUUUUAUUUUUCUGGUGCCUCCUGGUUGACCUUCCGAGGUGGUGUUGCUAAUCACACAAGGCCUGAGCCCACUCAGUUCCAGUCAGGGGGCUUUCUCUCCCUAUGAACAGGCUGUGUCCUCAGCCCAAGCGCCUGUUGGCCUCAGUGGGCUUCCUGGGCGUUUUGCUGAGGACGGAGAGCAGGAUGCAGUUUGUGGCUUUGAACAGAAAUGGUGUGUUGGCAUUGAAGGCAUUCCAGUAAGACUCCCUCACCUAGAAAAGCUAGCACUGCCUGCUAGAGAGAAAAGCACUCUAUUUUAACAUGAACAUCUUGCUGGUUUCAUUAUUUCCUCUGUAAUUCACUCAGGUCUAGGUUCUCAAUUUAAACUGCAGAUUAGUUGUAAAUGUUUAGUUUUGUACAUGUAAAACAGUGUAACUGCUUAGUAUGAAAGAGAGCAGAGACCUUCAAUUAAUCUGUCCAGGAAACACUCGGCUUUAAUUUUAGAUGCUUGAUGUCCUUAACACCCAGAAUCUGGAGGUUUCGUAAGCAGCCUCUCGACCUGCCUGAGCCAGUCAUUCCUUUAGAAGGAGCAGAGCAGACAGGGAUUUAGUUUACAUGAGUUCCGAGGACAAUCAUGGAGCAUCGUUACCAACUGCACAUAAUACAUGAUGGUAAUGAGCAAGGAUGUGGGACUAAGGAGUUCAAACCCCCAGACUUGCGGCUGUGUCUGGUCUGUGGCCAGGUGCUGCUCAGUAACGUGGAUACUGCACACGGGACUGAACAGUUACAGUGCAUAUUUUUGAGAAUCUUUUGCCUUUGCAAACAAAAACAAAUAUUUUUUGUAUGUUACAAAAUCAUUAUUCUUGUUUCAUAUGCCUGACUUGUGUGUGCUGCUACCUAAUAUGGUACCAACUUUCCCCUAAAAUUUCAGACUGCAUUUGUAGGUACUUGCUUCAGCGCUGACCUAUGUGCUAUCACUGAGGGAAAUAUUCAAUUGAGCAGCAGAUAGCUUGGUCUCGCUUGCCAGAUGAAUUACUUUGGUAGACUGCUAGCGUCCCCAUUUCCAUUAAAGAUUAAUCUCAUCUUAAAAAGGAGGGGACUUUUUCAGGAAUUUAGACUAAUUGUUACAAUGUUGUGGAACCACUGAGUCAACUUGAUAUAACAGUCAACAAAUACAUAUUCAUUUCCUGUCCUAAACUCAUAGGUAGCAUUGCUAGUGCUGUUAAACGGAUGCCACUUUUCACCCUAGAGGUGGCUGCAUUUCAUUGUUGGCUAUAGGGAUCCCUUUAGGAUGCUUCUGUAAAUAAGAUGCUAUAGGAUAAGCCAUUUCACACUAGGUGGUCUGAGAUGUAAAAGCCACAGAAGUUUGCAUUACUGUAGUAAUCGCAUACUUCAAUUUUUGGUAUAAUGUUGGCAGUAUUUUCUCAUAACUAUUGCAUAGAUAACAAGGGGUUAGCUCUUGGGAACUUGAAACAGACUCUUAUCUGUUGUCUACCAUGUGGUUAGGUUUCUGCUAACCUUAGGGUGCAGAAUUAUUCCAGCACUUUGCCGUCUCUGUGGACAAUCCAUAUAAGAUGAGUAAUACUUAUGAACAAUGAUAAAGCAACGGUGGUGAGGAAUCAUUGUUCCCUGGCAGGGUUAACGUUUUCCAGGACUCUGACUGCAUUUAUUUAGGUUUUACAAAUAUUAGUGCUUCUGUUCCGUUUUUUCUCUUUCCAGGGGCAGCUGUUCCCAGCACAGAGCACUUCCCCAGCAGCACUCUGGGAGCUGGGGACUUGCUCUGAAAAUGCCCUUGCAUUUCUUGAAUUAAUUGGCACUACCCAAGCAGUGCCUGUUUGGCAUUUGUGCAGAGAUUGUGUGUGUGGACGUGGGUCACACAAACCUCUCUAGCACAGCAGGAUCAGAGCACUGACCUAACCCACAAACAAAUCACCCCCAUCUAUUGGCAGGGCUUGAUCUGGUUCCAUUAAGGCAUAAAACGGCCCUUGGCUGUGUCCUCCCAACACGUUAGGUUACUGCAGUGGGAGGGAACCAGCUACCUCGUGGAAAGCUGAUUUGCUCUGAACAUUUUUGUCUUGCUCCUUUUUAAAAGGCAUUUCUGCACCCCCCACUGGACUGGUCUCUUUGCAGCCGGUGGUGUGGGCUCGGGCUGUGUCAGCUCCAUUCCCAGGCCGGGGGUGGCGGCCUUGGCUCAGGCCCCAGUGCAGAUAAACAAGUUGUGAUUUGCACCAGUGCAGUUUAUUCCUGAUUGACUUUGCAAAUUAGAAUAUGAAUGCGCCUACUUGUGACUCUGCUAGUCUGCAGCAGGGGUCUGAACCACCAGCCCUGCCUGUAACUUCACUGGUGCCCAGAUACAGUGCAACCAAAGAGCCCUACGACUAAUGUGCGCGAUGCCGUCUUGCCCAGCCACUGCUGUUCCUACUCCCCCAUCACCAUCCAGCCCCAGACACAGACCCUGCCCUGUUGUGAUCAGUCCCUGGUUAUGACCCAGAAUGCUGCUCUGAGGACUGUGCAUGUCGCUGCCCAGUGUUUCAGGCCUGAUGCUUGUUGCUACUGAAUUUAAAUUUCCUUUAAGAGUAGAGUCUGUACAACUUUGAAUCCAGCCUCAAUUUUUAAGCUGUUGUAAAAAUACGGUGGGCCUGUUGCAUGGGGUGUUAGCUCCCUGCAGCGCUGCACGUGCAUUGGGGUGGGCUUUUCCAGCAGGCAGGCACGAUGGAAGAGAGCCCGUCUCAAUACUCCCUGUGCAUUGUGCUCGGCCGUGCACCGAGGCAGGCGGCCCCAGCACCAUCCUGCCAAAGUUCCAGCCCGGCCUUCUCACUCCAGCUCCGCCUUCUCCCUGCCCCGUGCUGCACACCCACCCCCCCGAACUGCAGUGGUACGCUUGAGCCUGUCUGUCCCAAGCACGUGGGGCGGCGGGGGAGGAGGGCGCAGCUGAACAAAGUGGUUACUUUCCUAGCUCUUAGGCCCCCAGGAGCCUGCAUCACAUUCUCCCCAGUUUAAAGAGAGGAAACUGUAACGUAAGUGCCUGAGAGGGUCCCUUUUAUUCGGCCUUGAAUUUUCCCUGAACACGCAUGAAAGGCCUGUCCGGGAGCACAUGGUGCAGGGUGUUCUCCAGUGACUCCAAGCCCAGCGUCACCAUCUGCUCUACCUGCCAUUUGUAUCUGUUCCAUAAAGCAUGGCAAGAAUCGGGCCUGCUCUCCUGCUGGAAACGCAGACGCUGCUCGCUGCAUUGGCCCUGCACUAGCAGAGGGCUGGGACCAGCUGGAGACUUGGAGGUUUUUUGGUUUGUAAAGAACCUGUUAUUUACUUCUUGGCAAUAGCUAAGCCCCAGUGUGGAGUGGCCAAGUCUGAUACCAGCCAAGAAACAAGGAGCUAAUGUUACACAAGUGUUGGUCAUGCCCAUUUCUCCUCAGUCUGCGCACCCCGUACAGAGCCUGGCCACAUGCCAUGGCCGGCAGUCCUGCACAGCUGUGACCAGCCCAUUGCAUUCCAGGCCUCAAUAUGGACUCCAGAGGCCACGCAGGGUCCUUCGGGCCCGGGUGUGAGCGAGUUGGUCACAGAGGUUUUACCAAAUGCCUAACGCCAUCGUUACCUGCUGAGAGCGCUGGGCCAGUGCGUCAGUCAGUGACGCUCGGCUCUGCACUUGCAUUUCAAGAACUGACUCAAGGGAUUGGCAGGACUGAUGACUGCAACCCUCCCCCCCAGUCCUUCUGCUCGCUGGGGCAUAGGAUGCCUGUUCCUAACCCAGUGUAACUAUAUAUUUACAUGGAAUGGGUGAGCCCGCUGCUGUGAGCAGGCGAAUAACCGUCUGGCUUGUGGGCCCUGCGAAAGGGCCCAUUGCUUGGGUAUCGGCUGCCCUUUGGCGCGAGGAGUAGGCUGGUCAGGGAGUAAUUGCCUUUGGUGGUGGUGUGAAACCCCAAACAGAAAUGCUGCAGGAAAGCGCAGGGUGUUGGUCUUGCUCCCCGGUGGCGGGGGGGGGGUUCAGGUCUCCCCAGCGUAAGGAAUGGGCAGGGAGAGUGUAAGGUGGUGACUCAGACAAGCCAGACAAAUAACAGCCGCUAAUGUGCAAUCGUAGGCAAGCUAAUGUUACCUGCAGCCCCAGCAUCCCUAGGGGGCACGGUGUGGGGCUGCACCUCUUCAUGUGAAUGUUAUGAUACAAAAUGAAACUGGGGGAGGAACCACCCCCAGCCACCAACGCUUGCUCCUGCGGCCCUUGAGCGUCCCAUCCCGGAGCUGUUCAAGGACUUUUCCAGUCUGAGCCUCCAUGUCCUACCCCAGGGGGUCUCUCUGGUUUCCGUGUAUGAGGAGUGUAACGUGGGUGUGCAGGUGAGUUCUGGCUGUGGUGUGUGCUUUCGCUGCCAGUCAGCGAGCCCGGCUAUUUACCAUGGAAAAUUCUACUGCCCCCAGUAGCUGUGUUAUUGUCCCGUCUUACGGUCAAUCCUUGUAUGUAAAUAAAGCGCUUUCUUUUUAUCUGUAUAUAGAGAGAGAGACACGUAUCUAGGACUGUGAUUAUUACGCUCGCUCUAACUGCAUAAACGCUAGGCAAAGCCAGCUGACUGCAUUGUGCUGCUGAAUGAUGAUUGCGACUGAUAUUCAGCUACUGUAUUUAUGGUAUGACAAAAUAAAAGGCCAGCCUGA
Malaclemys terrapin pileata is the source of this 6722-nucleotide messenger RNA. RefSeq names its product potassium voltage-gated channel subfamily A regulatory beta subunit 2 (gene KCNAB2). Gene Ontology annotation, molecular function: voltage-gated potassium channel activity; potassium channel regulator activity; transmembrane transporter binding. Gene Ontology annotation, biological process: regulation of action potential; potassium ion transport; regulation of potassium ion transmembrane transport. Bases 207 to 1403 code for a protein of 398 amino acids. The record is from RefSeq and is a predicted model, not a curated record. Gene Ontology annotation, cellular component: voltage-gated potassium channel complex; extrinsic component of cytoplasmic side of plasma membrane; membrane. NCBI's taxonomy places the organism in Eukaryota, Metazoa, Chordata, Testudines, Emydidae. The transcript is spliced from 14 exons.